Molecule: messenger RNA, 711 nt
Organism: Solanum tuberosum (potato)
Lineage: Eukaryota; Viridiplantae; Streptophyta; Magnoliopsida; Solanales; Solanaceae
Product: putative B3 domain-containing protein At4g03170
Exons: 2
Coding region: 1-711 (236 amino acids)
Molecular function (GO): DNA binding
Source: RefSeq, a predicted model, not a curated record
AUGGCAAAAACACCAGAGAAGGAGGAGGAAAUAAAGCAAAAUGCUAAAAGGAAACAUUCUCUUGUUGAAGAAGAAGAAACAGAGGCCAAGAAAAUGAGUUCAGAAACAGCUUUUCAGCUGAAAUCAACCCCACGAACCAAAUCACAAGAAAGUUCUGAUGAGGAAGAAGAAGAAGAGGACAAGAAAAUGAAAUCAGAAACAAUUUUUCCUGGUGAAUAUUCAGAAAUCAAAUUCCCAGAAACUUCUGAAUUGGUAAAUGCACGAUUUGGGGAUGAAAAAAAUCAGAGAUUUGGAUACAGCUUUGAUGGAGAAAUUUUAUCAAGAUUCCCCGACAUAAAGAAAAUACUCGGAUGUAUUGAAGAUUGCACUAUGCCAUUUGAGCAAAAGAUAGUGAAAACAGACGUUGACAAGCUUAUACUAAGCAGAGAUGAGGUGAAAAGUAGAAUUUUGCCAUUGCUGAAAAAGAGUGAUCUUAAAGGUGGGGGAGGAAUCGUAGUGAAGGUUUAUGAUGAAUUCAGUAAAAGUUAUAAGAUGAUGUUCAAGUUCAUUGAUGAUCAGUUCAUGCUUUGCACUAGAUGGAAAUAUUUGUUCGAAGAUCAUAAACUGAAUGAAAAUGGAGAUUGUUAUGCUGCAGUUUGGAUGUUUCGACACAAAAGAUCACGUAAACGAUGUUUUGCUGUGAUUAUGAAGACGUCAAAAACUCAAGAUUAG